This is a messenger RNA of Marchantia polymorpha subsp. ruderalis, 1680 nucleotides long. NCBI's taxonomy places the organism in Eukaryota, Viridiplantae, Streptophyta, Marchantiopsida, Marchantiales, Marchantiaceae. The record is from the annotation of a GenBank genome assembly.
UGAUGGUUGUCACUUCGCACUUCGCGUCUAGCCUCCUUCAUUUCUUAGCACAUUGUGGCAGAAUGUUGGAAGAAGGGCGCUGUCUUCAUAGCAGCCUAGGUUCCAGAUCGACUCGCGACGCGAGUUGUAUCCGAUCGGAAAUCAGAUGGACGCAUGACGAUUUGCUGAAGUCGUGCAUGCGGUGUUUGUGUAUGGAUUGUAUCGAUGUAGUUUCAACUUUUGAUGUCCUGGACAGGAGUGGUGGAAGUUUCCAUCGCGGCCCGCGAAAGUCCUUCGAUUAGUACACGAACUUUCUUCUCAGACUCGAUUGUUUUUGUUGUUGUUUGACGGAUGGACGACAGCGUGCAGAGGAUGUAAGUCACCGGAGCUUCUUAAACCGGAGAAGACAUUUGCUAAAAUCGAGUGGAGGAAAUCAUAUACCGGAAUUAAAUCGAAAGCAGAAUCAUGGCUGCACACGCAGCUGUUGCCCGGCUAAGGGCUUGUGGGUCUUUUUCUUGCCGCGCUCAACUCUGUUCGACACGUAGAGGAGUUGCUGUCGUGAGCACUCGCGGAAAUAUGAAUUAUCCCUUCUUUCCCUCGGCUCAACUCUCCAUGGAAACGCUAAAAAAUGCGACGGGAGGAAGUUCUGGAAAAGACAGCAAUCAAGGAUGCUAUGAUCAUGCUGUAGCUCUGCUUGCAAGAGCUCCUGUCUUGCCUAAGCUAGUGGUUGUUGACUUGGACUACACCGUCUGGCCUUCAUACUGUCAAUACAAGACCCUUAUGGAUUCUCCAACUGUCUACCCAGAAGCAGUGGACGUAAUCAAAGCUUUAGCAGCCAGCCGAGUCACUUUAGCUGUGGCUUCUCGCACACCUGCUUUGGCAGUUGCUAUGCACUUCUUGGAAAAACUCUCGAUAGUUGACUACUUCUCCUACUUGGAAAUAUAUUUCACCAUUUUUGCAAAAACAAAGCACUUUACUGCUUUGAAGGAUAAAACAGGCUUUUCUUACGAGUCCAUGCUCUUCUUUGAUGAUGAAGCAAAGAACCUCACUUCUGCUCGCAAACUUGGUGUUAAUGCAAUCUUAGUUGGAGAAGGUUUGAACUUGAAAGCUCUUGAAGAAGGGCUUGUUCUUCUGGCUUCAAAAGGAUAGUAUGUCAACGACGGAGUAACCUUUCUGAGGGUUUCAAGAGAUCUAAGCUUACUAAAAGGGACAUAUUCAAGUCGCAACCUUUCUGAGGGUUUCAAGAGAUCCAAGCUUACUAAAAGGGACAUAUUCAAGUCGCGUGCGCUCCGGAGACGUGUCAUUUUCAAGUGGCCCUUGGUUUCCUCUCUUGAAUUAGAAUACAGGGAGAGACAACUCUUCAAAGCAAUGACCUCAAUUUAUUUGCGACAGGUGAGAAUUGCGGAGGUUUUAUUACCUUUAAAUUAUUGCUUUUAAGAUGUCUAGCCUGAAAUCUUGGUUCUUAUUCAGGUACAAAAUGCUGUUAGUCUGACUGUUAAUGGAGGGUUAGAAUUCAACCAUGCUGGUUGGUGGAUGACGUUCGUGUUAGUUCACUUAGUUGUGAAUGUCAUUUCAGAAUGCCCAUUGACGUGAUCCAUUCGGAAAGACACGAAAUUUUGGUUGUUGUCAUCCUUGCUGCGCUUCCUGGUCUUAUCUAUGGGUAAGCUGAUGGAGGUGUGUUUGAAUGUUUGCCCUGAAUGU